Messenger RNA from Erigeron canadensis, 1233 nucleotides. Its product is annotated as phenylacetaldehyde reductase-like. Gene Ontology annotation, molecular function: oxidoreductase activity, acting on the CH-OH group of donors, NAD or NADP as acceptor. The transcript has 6 exons. Lineage: Eukaryota; Viridiplantae; Streptophyta; Magnoliopsida; Asterales; Asteraceae. The record is from RefSeq and is a predicted model, not a curated record. The coding region runs from base 84 to 1064 and encodes 326 amino acids.
UUGUUACAUAAUUACAGUGACGGAGUGAACUUACUCAGACAGAAAUAUAUAUAUUGUUAUUGGAAUAAUCGAUUGAGGAAAAAAUGGGAAAGGGGAUAGUGUGUGUGACAGGAGCGUCAGGAUACAUAGCGUCAUGGCUCGUCAAAUUCUUACUUCAACGCGGUUACACUGUCAAAGCUUCUGUUCGCGAUCCUAAGGACUCUAAAAAGGUAGACCAUUUGCUCAAACUUGAUGGAGCAAAGGAAAGGCUUCACUUGUUCGCUGCGAACCUGCUUGAAGAUGGCUCGUUUGAUGCCGCAGUUGAAGGCUGUGAAGGUGUUUUUCAUACAGCAUCUCCCUUUUACCAUAAAGUCACUGAUCCACAGGCAGAAUUGAUUGAUCCUGCAUUGAAAGGAACACUAAAUGUGCUUGGUUCGUGUGUAAAGGCCUCAUCUGUUAAAAAAGUGGUGGUGACAUCCUCUAUAGCUGCAGUUGCUUACAACGGCAAGCCUAGGACUUCUGAAGUUGUAGUUGAUGAGACUUGGUUUUCUGAUCCAGACAUUUGCAAGGAAGCAAAGAUGUGGUAUGUGCUGUCCAAAACUUUGGCGGAAGAUGCUGCAUGGAAAUUUGCAAAAGAAAAAGGUUUAGACAUAGUCACCAUAAACCCAGCAAUGGUGAUUGGUCCUCUAUUACAGCCAACACUCAAUACCAGUGCUGAAGCAAUUGCAAAUCUAUUGAAUGGGGCACAAACAUAUCCGAAUACUAGCUUUGGAUGGGUUAAUGUGAAAGAUGUUGCAAAUGCGCACAUCCAAGCUUAUGAAAUUCCUUCAGCAAAUGGGAGAUAUUGUUUGGUGGAAAGAGUUGCUCACUUUUCAGAAGUAGUUGAGAUAUUGCGCAAGCUUUAUCCUUCAUCUCACCUUCCAACAAAGUGUGCGGACGACAAGCCUUUUGUUCCCAUAUAUCAAGUGUCAAAGGAGAAGGCAAAGAGUUUGGGCAUCGACUACAUUCCCUUGGAACAAAGCCUCAAGGAAACUGUGGAUAGCUUGAAGGAGAAGAACUUUAUUGGGACCUCAUCGAACAUGUGAAGUCGCUUUCUCAAAACCCGUCCUGGAUAUCAAAAAACGAAUAAAGAUCUUUAGAUUAUCAAAAUUUAAAAUCAGAACCUGAUGUGUAUUGUGUUAAAUCAGUUAUGGACCUAUAAACAAUUUAGUCGGUCCUAAUAAUAUUGUGGGGAGUGGAUCCAAUUACUCUUAA